This is a messenger RNA of Durusdinium trenchii, 780 nucleotides long. The record is from the annotation of a GenBank genome assembly. Lineage: Eukaryota; Dinophyceae; Suessiales; Symbiodiniaceae.
AUGAAGUCGGUGCUGAAACGAUACCCCGAAACACUCCUGAUAGUAGAGGAGGAUGGACACGCCCCCGCACCACGGCGUCGCCCGGUCCGGACCGCACAAAGGCCUUCGAUCGGGCUCGGCAGGUACUCGGAGAUCAAACGGCUGCUGGACAGCGGAGCGGAUCCGAAUGCCCGGCUGAAGUACAAGCUGGGGCCGAAGGAGUUCCAAGGCUCCCCUUUGACGCUGGCGGUGAAGCUGGACAAGCCCAAUGUGGUGCGUUUGCUCUUCGCCAGCCGCGCCGAUCCGGAAUCCACCUAUUCCAUGACGGCAGGGCGUUCCCAAAUCCACUGGCACGGCCCGGCGGUCUGCGGCACCGUCGCGCGCGGGAACUUGUCGAUGAUGCGGCUCUUGGUGGAGUUGGAGGCCAACCUCAAUGGGCGAUUGGUGAGCUUCAACGGUGAACCGAAUGUCACCCUUCUCUACGACGCCUCCUACUUCGGGCAUGCACACCUGGUGCGCUACCUGCUGCAGCAGAAGGGGAACCCGGACAUUCCCGUGAAGUUCCAGGAUGACAUGAGCAUCACGAAGACGCCGCUGCACAUCUCCGCGAGCUUAGGCCAUGCGGAGGUGGUGCGCGUGCUGCUCGCGGCGAAGGCCCAAGUGUCCCACAGCGCAGUGCAUGGUGGAGGACCUCCCGAGCUCAAGGAUGCCGUCGACGGAUGUCAUGUUGAGGUGAGGGAGCAGGGAGGAGGGAGGAGGUUUGGAGUGGAGAUGCCUGCGUGGUGUGGACUACAUCUUUGA